AAGAACAGGUGAAAUAAAUUCCAAAAAGAAAAGGUGAAAUUAUUUAUUAGAAAAAAAAAAUAUACAACUUUUUGGGGUUGAAAUGAUAAAACUAUAAAAUUCGAAGGGCUGAAAUACAAUUACCGUAACUCAAAAUAAAACCUUAAAGCAUGCAUCAGCAUUUCAUCGAACACAUGGUAGCCAAUGCCGAAUAGGUAUCCCCAAUUGAAAAACCAGUCGUCGUCUACAUCAUCGAACAACAACUAUAAUUACAAUCAACCAGAGAAACAGAGCACCAUAGAAAUGGCGGUAGUACUACACUGAAGAACAGAGAAAAAAAACACAAGAAAUCAGACGAAUUUUGCGAACUUCACCCCAGUGAAUGGGGAGAUGGAGAGCUUCCCUCAUAGUCGCCCGCAUCGUAUCAGCAUCCAAAUCCAUCAAUAACCUCAAUAUUAACCAUAACCCACCUCUUAGAUCUCCGUAUUCUCUGUUAAUUUCGGAGCGCAGAAAUUAUUUCUUGAAUUUCAGGUCAUUUUCUGCACUCCCAUCCGUAUUUCCUCGCGAUGCCGAAGAAUUUGAUUACAGCACCCAUGAUUUUAAUCGGAACGGGGUGUUGGAGGAGCCGUGUUUGGAAAACGAGGAGGCUGGAAAAAUCCCAGUGAAAGCUUUUUUCCUCUGUACCAGUGUGGAUUUGAAGAGUAUGCAAGCUGAGAAUUCAAGAUAUGUUAUCCCUCAAACAUCGCGCUCGUCGAAUAGUAUUGCUCUCAGAUUUCGCCGCCCUCCCUGGCAAACUGGAGUUGAAGUUAUAGAGAAUACGAGCUGCUAUCAGUACAUGGUUGUGUACCAGUACGGUUCCGCUGUCCUUUUCAACGUGGAAGAUCACGAAGUUGAUCUCUAUUUGCAAGCUGUUCGACAACAUGCUACUGGAUUGCUUACGGAGAUGAGAAAAGAUGAUUAUGCUAUAAAAGAGAAGCCUUUGUUGGUCGAGGAUAUGCAGGGAGGUCCGGAUUACAUUGUUCUGAAGAAUCUAGACACCGACAGUAUCCGGAUAAUCGGUAGUGUUCUUGGACAAAGCAUUGCUUUGGAUUAUUUCGUAUCCCAGGUUGAUGGUAUGGUUGAAGAAUUUGCAGGUAUAAAUCGGGGAAUGGAGAAAACAGGAACUUUCACAAUGAACCGGAAAAAGCUGUUUCAGCUUGUCGGGAAGGCUAACUCAAAUAUAGCUGAUGUUAUUCUUAAAGUCGGUCUUUUCGAGAGAUCGGAAAUUGCGUGGAGAGAUGCAAAGUACGCACAAAUUCUUGACUACCUUCGCGAGGAAUAUGAGAUCACACAGAGAUUUGGAAACCUCAAUUUUAAGUUAAAAUUCGUGGAGCACAAUAUCCAUUUUCUUCAAGAAGUACUUCAAAAUCGGAAAUCGGAUUUGCUGGAGUGGGUCAUCAUAGUGUUGUUGAGCAUAGAAAACGUGAUCUCGUUGUGCGAGAUUGUUCGGGACUCUAUAGGAACUUCGGUAUGAAGAUUGAAGACAGAAUACACACAAAUUCUUUUUUCUUAAUUAUUUAUUUAGCUUAGGUUUACUAUCUUAUUGAGAGAACAAAUUCAUUAUGUUAAAAAAAAACACCAAAUUUCCUUAAUUAAAGCAAUGCAUUUUUCUUUUUUGUUAACAAUUGAUCUUUGAUGUGGAUUUUGAUUGAGCUACGUCAAAGAAUGUGAAUUACAUUUUGAAAUGUGUGU
Erythranthe guttata (spotted monkey flower) is the source of this 1710-nucleotide messenger RNA. It is a transcript of the gene RRG, whose product is annotated as sporulation protein (DUF155). The record is from RefSeq and is a predicted model, not a curated record. Lineage: Eukaryota; Viridiplantae; Streptophyta; Magnoliopsida; Lamiales; Phrymaceae.